AUGAGUGCCUACCACUCUGGAAGCAAAAUUUCAAAGAUUGAGAAGGUUAAGAAAAAUGGCGGAGGAGGAGCAUUGGACAGCAAUGGCUCACCCUCUUCAACAUCAUCAUCACCUAACUCGACAGUUUCCUUGGAAAUCGAGAGGCCAUUGUCUGACACACAUUCUACGGGCGAUGAUCAUCCCAUGCUCCACGAGGCGCCCUCCUUGUUCCUCCCACAUGGCGAGGAGGGCGACUCUCCGCCUAUGGAAACGUUCGACGAUGCCAGACAUAUGUUCUGCGUAGAAACGGUCAAGUUGUGGUCCAUUGCAGCCCCCAUCGCCUUCAACAUCCUCUGUAACUAUGGCAUCAAUUCAUUCACAAGCAUCUUCGUCGGCCAUAUUGGAGAUCUUGAGCUCUCCGGGGUUGCCAUCUCUCUCUCUGUCAUUGCAAACUUAUCCUUUGGAUUCUUGCUUGGCAUGGCUAGUGCAUUGGAGACGUUGUGUGGGCAGGCAUAUGGAGCCGGAGAAAUAGAAAUGCUCGGAGUUUACAUGCAACGGUCAUGUCUAAUUCUCACGGGAGGCUGUGUUUGUUUGUUGCCGAUUUACAUCUAUUCGAAACAGCUGCUGAAGCUACUAGGGCAAAGGCAUGAUAUUGCUGAAAUAGCAGGAACAUUUUCCAUGUAUAUAAUACCUCAGAUGUUUUCUCUGGCUGUGAACUUCACCACUCAGAAAUUCUUACAAGCUCAAAGCAAGGUAGCUGUGCUAGCUUGGGUGGGGAUCUUCGCCUUGAUGACGCACAUUGGUUUGCUAUUCUUGUUCGUCAGAGUGUUGAAAUGGGGGUUAGUUGGUGCUGCUGCGGCCUAUGAUAUAUCUGCUUGGGGAAUAGCCCUGGCUCAGGUGGUCUACGUCGUGGGGUGGUGUGGCGACACAUGGCAUGGUUUUUCCUGGAUGGCCUUCAGAGGCCUUUGGAAUUUUCUGAAACUGUCUGUCUCUUCUGCUCUCAUGCUUUGCUUGGAGAUUUGGUACUUCAUGAGCAUAAUCGUCCUCACAGGGCAUCUCGAGGAUCCAGUGCUGGCCGUGGGAUCCCUUUCCAUUUGCAUGAAUCUUAAUGGAUGGGAAGGCAUGCUAUUCAUUGGAGUGAAUGCAGCAAUAAGCAUUCGUGUGUCGAAUGAGCUUGGAUCGGGACACCCUCGGGCUGCAAAGUUCUCGGUGUAUGUGACCAUAUUGGAAUCAAUGGUGAUAGGGCUGUGCUGCAUGGUGCUCAUAAUAGGGACCAAGGAUGAUUUCGCGUCCCUUUUCACCAACAGCAAGCCGAUGCAGAAAGCAGUGGGAGAUUUGGCGUAUCUCCUUGCUGUGACCAUGAUGCUCAACAGCAUCCAGCCAGUCAUAUCAGGAGUAGCCAUUGGAGGAGGAUGGCAAGGUCUGGUUGCUUUCAUUAAUCUCACUUGUUAUUACGUCAUAGGUCUACCUGCUGGAUUUCUUCUUGGUUACAAAACAUAUUUAGGUGUUCAGGGAAUAUGGAUGGGGAUGAUAUUUGGGACAUGUCUACAAACCCUAAUACUACUGAUGAUUGUGUGGAGAACAAACUGGGAUGAAGAGGUGGCUCAAGCAUCAGAGAGAAUGCGCAGAUGGAGUGGAAAUGCAUAGUUCUAUCUCUUCUGCCCACUUUUUCGG
Messenger RNA from Salvia hispanica, 1653 nucleotides. NCBI's taxonomy places the organism in Eukaryota, Viridiplantae, Streptophyta, Magnoliopsida, Lamiales, Lamiaceae. The record is from RefSeq and is a predicted model, not a curated record.